This is a messenger RNA of Penicillium canescens, 2038 nucleotides long. Its product is annotated as putative RNA binding protein Ligatin/Tma64. The record is from RefSeq and is a predicted model, not a curated record. Bases 73 to 1995 code for a protein of 640 amino acids. NCBI's taxonomy places the organism in Eukaryota, Fungi, Ascomycota, Eurotiomycetes, Eurotiales, Aspergillaceae. Gene Ontology annotation, molecular function: translation initiation factor activity. The transcript is spliced from 3 exons. Gene Ontology annotation, biological process: formation of translation preinitiation complex; translational initiation.
UGUGCAGCUGGCACUGCUUUCAUCUUAUUCCUACCUACCUCAGUCCAAGAUAAUUGCCUCGCCCUGCCAACCAUGUUCAAAAAGAAGCCUACAAUCAAAAACUUAGCGCCUCUACGGUCAUCUGACCGGAGGAAAAUUGCGGAUCAGAUCAUCAAGGAAUAUCAAAUCUCCAUCCCCUCAACUUCCGCCGAAGAUCCAGCCUCUACCACCUCCCCAAACCUGACAUCGAUCAGGAAUGCGCUUCUCCCCGAUAAUUCGCUCACCGCCCGUUUCACAACAACCGCCGGUCCUGAUCUUCGAGAGCUCACAGGCGUCGUGUAUGUCGGCGCGCAUCCCGACGGCGAAGAGCGAGUGCUAUGGUUCAAGCUGGAGCAUGGCCCGGGAGCCGACAAGCGACUCUACCCCACCGUCUACACGCUAUGGCAUAACCCGAAUCUGGUCCCUUUGCUCUACACUCCAGGAUUCGUGAUGGGAAAGCUACAUGGCGGGGCUGACCUUAUGACGCCUGGUCUUGCAAACGAACCGCCAUUCCCCGCAAGGGCGGUCAAGGGUGCUGUUGUUGCGGUCGCGAGCGUGGAUAAGCACACUGUGCCUCUUUUUGUGGGAAUCUGUGAAAUCGAUAUCUCGGCGCUGGGGGAGGUGCAAGGUACAAAGGGCUCGGCGGUUCGUGGAUUGCAUUGGGAGGGGGAUGAGCUUUGGGCUUGGAGCUCUUCAUCACGACCGGGCCGUGCAGCUCCGGAAUACCUGGAGGGCUGGGAUGAGGAUAAGACUGAAGAGCUCGAGGAUGGGGUUGAAGCGUUGACAGUUGAGGAAACUGGAGGCACAGAAAAGAUUGAGGAGUCUCCAAGGGAUGAACCUUUUUUAGCAGAGGAGGCUAGCCCCGAAGAGCCGGAGCCAACGACAAAGGAAAUUGAUGAUGCUUUCGUCAAUGCCUUUGUUUAUGCUCUCUACAAGCUGAAACAGGACAAUCCCUCGGCCAACAACCAUGGCCUGUCACUGCCAAUAUCACCCUCAGCUUUAAUAGCUAACCUCACCACUCCUUACCUACCAAUCUAUACUGCUCAGCAGGCCCAGUUUUACAACAUCAAAAAGACAAGCUGGAAAAAUGUCAAAAAGUUCAUCAAGCAUCUGGACAAAACGCAGCUUGUCAAAUCCAAGGACCGCAACGGCCAGGAAACAGUGAUCCUUGAUGUCGACUUUGGUGAUCACCGUGUUGAGCGUUUCGUUCCAUACAGACUACCCUCAAAGAAUUCUCUCGAUAACAGCAAGCCUUCCGCAUCAGAGGGGAAGAAGCCCGCAGCUACCGAUGGCGGUGAUCCAUCAGUGGGACAGACGAUCAGUGUACAAAAUCUCUAUCGGCCAUCAGGAAAGUUGAUCCCAACCAUCUUCCCCGCGCUUUCCGCCAGCAACCCAACCAACUUCUACAAAUACUCCGAUAUCUCUACCCACUUGGAUCAAUACUUGCAAUCGCAAGAUCCUCCAAUCAUCUCUCGGGAAAACCGACGUAUCAUCACCGUCAAUCCUUUCCUCGCCAACACGAUCUUCACCUCGUCUUCCACUGAAGACAAAGGGACGCUUGCACGUGGGAAGGUCACCCGCGACGGUCUUUUGAAGCGUAUCGCUGAAGACAGAACCCUUCUCCAGCCGCAUUACCUCAUUCUGAAAAAUAGCCAAACUAUUGCAGAUGUCAAACCAAAAGCAGGCACUGCUCCGAAGGUCACUGUCACCCUCGAGAAGCGUACAGGCUCGAAGACUGUCACGAAGGUUAUGAACUUGGAAAUCUUUGGUGUGAUCCCUAGUCUUCUAUCACAGGAACUUCAGAAGAAGUGUGCUGGCAGCACUAGCGUGGCGCAGGCUACAGGAGCACCCAAGGGUGUUAUGGAAGUCCUGGUCCAAGGCGAUCAGCGAAAGGCGAUCGAAACAGCCCUUGGACGCCGUGGACUGAAGACUCAGUGGAUAGAAGUGGUUGACAAGACCAAGAAAAAGAAGAACUGAUUUGUUCGAGUAUGAAAACAUAACCCUUGAACAGACGAGAUUA